AUGUUACCGGGCCUUAUGUCUCAUUUUACAAUAUGGGCUCUGGGACUUUUCGCAUUGUCCGUAAAUGCUAAAGAUCUCGGUAAUGUGUUCAACAGCUUAAGCAUUACGCCCGAAUCUAAUACAGAAAACUUACCACAAGGCGUGUGGGAUGCCCAGUUAGGCUUUACUUUUACUGACGCUAUGAAUGUUCAAACGGGAGAUACGUUCACACUGGAUCUCCCCAACGUAUACAAAGUAUAUGGCUCUGGAAGCUCUGAUUCCAGUUUCACUAUAAGUUCAUCAUCUGGAAGUCAAUUAGCUACUUGUUCGGUCUUUUCUGGAACUUCGUUAACAACAGAUUCAAGAAUCCUUUGUACGAUUACCAGUACAAACAUCAACCAACAAGCGUCGCUCGGUGAUAUUCAAGGAUCUUUAACUAUUCCCUUUAUCUUUUCCGUAGGAGGAUCAGCCAGCAGUGCUGAUUUGACUGCCGCAAAGGUAUACACGCCUGGCACAAACACCAUCACCUGGAAUCAAUUGUCUGCUACUGUUUCUUUUGCUGCUGGUCCAACUUACACACCAGCUCUUGCCAAUGGAUAUGAUGAGGCUACGGAUCCCAAUUACUUCGUGCGCACCUCUAUCAAUAAUGAAAUCCAAUCAUAUUUCGUAGGGUCUCAAUGUUCCUCAGGUAACGUGGCUGAAGAAAAGAUACAGAUUUCCUUCGCAGGUUAUUCUAGAGGCGAUGCCGAUACUGGUGAAUUAGUCUCGUGUGACAAUAUUCAGGUUCAAUUAUCAAAUCAAUUCAAUAGCUGGCUGAUGCCAGAAACCGCAGAAAGCGGAUCAACGAUAAGUUACACCUGCUCGAACAAUGUAGUAACUGUUGACGCUAAAGAUAUUCCAAGUGGCUACAGGGUGUACGUGACAGGCUAUCAAAUACCCUCUAACUCCGGUAACCCAAUUACAAUUAUGAAUUCUUAUCAGGACAAUGUCACGUGCUCAGAUGGUACCACCACUAAGAAAUCGUUUAGUAUCAGGACCCAACUUCAACUUGCCGCAUCGUCCGGUGAAUACCAACCAUUUAAUAUUGUCACUAGUACAUACCCCGGUGAUGUAACCACAAUAACAACUGUUUUGGCAACAGGAGGAACAGAGACUUACAUUGUCUUGGUUCCAACUCCUAGAACCACGAUAACAAAAACAUACGAUGGAAGUGCGAUUACGACCAAAACGCUAGACCACACCUCAGGCGCUUCCUAUCUAACUGUUGAGGUUGACAUACCAACAAGGACAAAGACUACUACUAUUCCUUGGACAGGAACAUCGACUACCAGCUACUUGAUUACAACUGGAAGUACAUACACUCAGGUUGUGGAGACACCCGCAUCGCGUACGACCAUCACUCAUACCUGGACUUCUCGAACACACUCGACCACUACUGAUACCUUCAAUCCAUCCUCUGGUAAUAUUGUUACUGUGGAGGUUUGGCAACCGAGCUUCACAACGACGACUACCACUGUUUACACGACAGGUGCACAAGAGGUACGCUCUACACAAUCAUACUCAGACGCCGAUCAAACUGUUACGGUUGUUGAUUACAAACCGUACCCUAGAACAACUACAUUUGUUCCCGCAACUAGCACAUCGUAUUUUAGUACAUCUUACUUGACAAACAGUCUUUCGCAAACAACAGGAAUGGAGAUUUUCAAGUAUGCUCCAGUGCAAACCGUCACUAGCACGUAUAUCUGGUCUAGCACCGUCACAUCUACGUCCACUAAGGCCACAACUGCUGGAGCAUCUGUGGUAACUGUCGUGGUUGAUGUGCCCCCUUACACGCAGAGUGCUAACGGUUUAUGUGGCCCUACCAAUGGUGUCACUGGCUUACCUUGUUCAACUGGUUAUUACUGUAACCAUGACAAUUCAAACAGUCAGUAUUGUGCAUCGAUUGGAACGAAGACACUGACAAGCUAUUACGGGCAAUCAACUACAUCCGUAACUACAUUACCAUAUGUUACCUCGGAUACUACUGUCGUUGUGUAUGUGCCACCUAAAACGACCACUGUAACUGCGGUCUGGCCACAUGUCUCUUCCUUCACUCAGACAGAACCUUACGUUUCGGGUUCCUCCGUUGUAAAGGUCGACGUUUUCAUCCCUACCACAACCACAGUUAGAAGCACGUGGACGGAUACUUCUUUCUCUACAGGGACAUUGGUUCCACAAUCCGACUCUCCUGAGUAUACAGUUGUGAUUUAUGGGCCUGCGGUCAGUGUUUCAACCUCAGUGACUUCUUGGACUGGUUUGACUACCCUUACAACCACCGUUUCGAGUAACCCUACUCAGGUAACUGUUAUUGUCAAAGAGCCAAUACCUCGUACGACGGUUACCAGAGGCUGGACCUAUUCGACAACAGGGACAACAACAUUCAAUUGUGGUGAUAUUGAACAGGCAAACCCUACUGCAAAUGUUUUCCACAAGAGAGCUAUCAAUCCUUACACGCAGGUAUGCGAUCCACUUGAUACAACAACCACUAUGAUAACUGAAGUUGUACAUGUACCAUUCACCACAACCACAAUUAGCUAUCCUUAUACUGGCACUACUACAAGUACGUCAAUCAGCUUGUCAGAUGGAGGUUUGACUUUGACCGAUAUAGACUACGUUCCAAACACGGCUUGUGCAACCUCAAGUGCUAGUUGCGGAACAUUGACAACUUCCGGAGAUGAAGUAUUUGGCGUCCAAACUCACUGCUGUCAGCUUGGCUUGAGAUGUGCUACUGAGUUGACUAAUGUUAUUUGUAUUCCAGCUUCUACACAGACCACUUUAGCAACCAAAUAUUGGACAAAACAAAGUACCCAAACCACUGUUUAUACUACCUAUCCUGCAGGUGAACCCAUAGUAGAGACGGAUGUUAUAGUGCCAAUUGUAACUGAGACUGUCACGAACACUUGGGGUAACUCCGUCACAUCGACAAUUACUACGAUUUCCGGUGAUUCCACUCGCGGGACAGCUACAGUUGUGGUUGAAGUUCCAACUCCUGCUCUCCCCAGCGUUACAAUAACUACGGCAUGGGAUUCGAGCUUCACAUCAACGAUAACAGUGUCACCUACUAAUUCGCAGUCAGGAACAGUUACGAUUAUCGUUGAAACGCCUCAUGCUCAAGCGAACUCUACGACGACCACUCCUUGGACUGGUACUUACACCACCACCUACCAAACUGAUGUGACUACAUUCACCGGUACCGAUGGAAUUGAAACAGUUUCGACUCUAUACCACGUCGAGACCCCAGCGGCUAACGCCACUUCUACGACGACUACUCCUUGGACUGGUACUUACACCACCACCUACCAAACUGAUGUGACUACAUUCACCGGUACCGAUGGAAUUGAAACAGUUUCCACUCUAUACCACGUCGAGACCCCAGCGGCUAACGCCACUUCUACGACGACCAUUCCUUGGACUGGUACUUACACCACCACCUACCAAACUGAUGUGACUACCUACACUGGUACUGAUGGAAUUGAAACAAUUUCCACUCUCUACCACGUUGAGACCCCAGCGGCUAACGCCACUUCUACGACGACUACUCCUUGGACUGGUACUUACACGACCACCUACCAAACCGAUGUGACUACCUUCACCGGUUCUGAUGGAAUUGAAACAGUUUCCACUCUGUACCACGUCGAAACCCCAGCCUCUAACGCGUCGUCAACUAUCCCUACUACAAGUGGAAAAGCUGAAUCUACGGUAACAACAGGGUGGACUGGCACUUAUACGUCAACAUAUAGCACCGAGGUUACAGUUAUAACCCUUGAUGGUGUUACAACGACAUCUACCAUUUACCAUGUCGAGACUCCUUCUGUUACGGGUGCUAACGCCACUUCUACGACGACCACUCCUUGGACUGGUACUUACACCACCACCUACCAAACUGAUGUGACUACCUACACUGGUACUGAUGGAAUUGAAACAGUUUCCACUCUCUACCACGUUGAGACCCCAGCGGCUAACGCCACUUCUACGACGACCACUCCUUGGACUGGUACUUACACCACCACCUACCAAACUGAUGUGACUACAUUCACCGGUACCGAUGGAAUUGAAACAGUUUCCACUCUAUACCACGUCGAGACCCCAAGCGGAAACGCUGUGUCAACCACGACAACCGCCUGGACUGGUACUUACACCACCACCUACCAAACUGAUGUGACUACCUACACUGGUACUGAUGGAAUUGAAACAGUUUCCACUCUCUACCACGUUGAGACCCCAGCGGCUAACGCCACUUCUACGACGACCACUCCUUGGACUGGUACUUACACCACCACCUACCAAACUGAUGUGACUACCUACACUGGUACUGAUGGAAUUGAAACAGUGUCCACUCUAUACCACGUCGAGACCCCAAGCGGAAAUGCUGUAUCAACCACAACAACCGCCUGGACCGGUAAGUAUACCACCACCUACCAAACUGAUGUGACUACCUUCACCGGUUCUGAUGGUAUUCCAACCACUUCAACCUUGUACUACGUUGAGACCCCAAGCGGAAAUGCUGUAUCAACCACAACAACUGCCUGGACUGGUAAGUAUACCACCACCUAUCAAACUGAUGUGACUACCUUCACCGGUUCUGAUGGUGUCCCAACCACGUCAACCUUGUACUACGUUGAGACCCCAAGCGGAAAUGCUGUAUCAACCACAACAACUGCCUGGACUGGUAAGUAUACCACCACCUAUCAAACUGAUGUGACUACCUUCACCGGUUCUGAUGGUGUUCCAACCACAUCGACCCUCUACUACGUCGAGACUCCUAGAUCUGCAUUUUACGGAAACACCACCACUAAGACGGUCCCUCAUUCAACUUCAAUUGAGACUAGUUCCACUUAUUUGACUACCAAGGCGACAAGUGUGUCUUCGUCUUUCCAAACUUUGACGUCAUCAGUCACGGAUGUAACCCAGAGCACACCUUCAUCCAUCCCAACGGUAUCAUCUGAAAGCUACUCCAGUAUAUUGACAACCACAGAAACUGGCGUAGAAACGUCCUUUACUACUACCUGCCCAGAAAGCUCCACAUUUUCAAGUGGUGACUUCGAAACCACAUCAGAUUCGUCGGUUACCUCUACUUCAUCAUUCUUCCCACAGGGCAGUGAAACUGUUGUGACCACGACAGUUUCUGGUGUUGAAACUUCUUACACAACAACAUGUCCGGCUUCUGAUACCCACCAAACACCUUCAUUUGCAACCAAAUCAGAAACUGUCCGCUCAAUUAUUCCUACUUAUACCUCCUCAAGCAGCCCAAUCGAAACUGCUAGCACUAAAGUAAGUGAACACAUCACCAACGGUGUCACAGCCUCCUACUAUCCAACUGGACCACAAGCUUCGUCCACCUUUUCCUCUAGAGAAGGUGAAACGAGUAUAGCUUCGCAAAUGGGGGCAUCUGAAACGAAUAGCUCUCCCACACCAACUGAUUUUUCACCCCAAGGCAUUACGUCUUCUACUUUUGAAAGUAAUGGAAGUGGAGUCUCUUCAAUCCAAAAUGUUCCCUCUGGAGUGAGUCCAUCAAAUACCAUCGUAUCCUCGUCUAACGGUUAUGCAAUGAGCUCUGGAUCGUCUUUGAAUGGUGGCACUUUAGUCUCACAAUUCACUGUUUCUCAGCAGACUAGUUCAUCAAUCGCUACGACUGGCGCAACUCAUUCACUAGUAUCAGUGUCGACCUAUGAGGGUGCAGCACAAAGAAUGAAGACUGGACUGCUCUUGCUUCUGCCUCUAGCACUAUUAUAA
Messenger RNA from Lachancea fermentati, 5751 nucleotides. The record is from the annotation of a GenBank genome assembly. Lineage: Eukaryota; Fungi; Ascomycota; Saccharomycetes; Saccharomycetales; Saccharomycetaceae.